GUGAUUUUCUCCAUACUUCGCUGUUUUCUGCGCUACCCAUAUCCACUGAAUUUCUGUAUGCUGUGAAACACACAAAUCGGAAAAGUUUUGUAUAUUUUGCUUAUCGACAAAUAAAUAAAAAUGAGUGAAUUUUGGCUGAUCUCAGCCCCCGGUGAGCCAAAUGCAAGCCAGACAUUUGAGCGUCUGUGCCAGGCAACAACAAAUCUAUCACAAAACAACAAGUUCAACAUUCCAGACCUAAAGGUUGGAACACUCGAUGUCCUUGUUGGGCUCUCAGACGAUCUUGGAAAACUGGACAACUAUGUCGAAAGUAUGGCACAUAAGAUUGCGCAUUAUCUUGGUGAAGUACUUGAAAACCAGAAAGAUAAACUUGCUGAAAAUCUUACAGCCAAUGGCGUUGAGUUGCCAUCGUACAUCCAGCGGUUCCAGUGGGAUAUGGCCAAGUACCCCAUCAAACAACCACUGAAGAACAUUACUGAAAUUAUAAGCAAGCAAGUGAGUGCAAUAGAUGCUGAUUUAAAGACUAAGUCAAGCGCAUACAACAGUCUCAAGGGUAACUUGCAGUCCUUAGAGAGAAAAUCAGUAGGGAGUCUAUUAACCAGAAAUCUAGGAGACCUUGUGAAGAAAGAGGACUUCAUAACAAAUUCAGAAUAUCUGACAACAAUACUAGUUGUAGUUCAAAAUGCUGCAGUCAACGAUUGGAAUUCUAAAUAUGAAGGCCUAGCUGAUAUGGUAGUUCCAAGGUCAUCCAAAAAAAUAUAUGAAGAUAAUGAACAUUCGCUAUUCACAGUAACACUGUUCAAGAAAGUUGUCGAGGAGUACAAACUACAUGCCAGAGAAAACAGGUACGUUGAUUGAUGAUAGAGGUAAAGGU
This is a messenger RNA of Anneissia japonica, 874 nucleotides long. RefSeq names its product V-type proton ATPase subunit C-like. The record is from RefSeq and is a predicted model, not a curated record. Gene Ontology annotation, cellular component: vacuolar proton-transporting V-type ATPase, V1 domain; lysosomal membrane. Gene Ontology annotation, biological process: proton transmembrane transport. Lineage: Eukaryota; Metazoa; Echinodermata; Crinoidea; Comatulida; Comatulidae. Gene Ontology annotation, molecular function: proton-transporting ATPase activity, rotational mechanism. The transcript has 8 exons. Bases 121 to 858 code for a protein of 245 amino acids.